Molecule: messenger RNA, 1140 nt
Organism: Penicillium angulare
Lineage: Eukaryota; Fungi; Ascomycota; Eurotiomycetes; Eurotiales; Aspergillaceae
Product: FAD dependent oxidoreductase
Exons: 1
Coding region: 1-1140 (379 amino acids)
Molecular function (GO): sarcosine oxidase activity; flavin adenine dinucleotide binding
Source: RefSeq, a predicted model, not a curated record
AUGGAAAGCUUCGACGUCGCGAUUGUAGGACUCGGUGUUCUUGGAAGUUCAGCAGCAUACCAUGUGUCCUUAAAAGGUGCAAAAGUACUAGGACUCGAGCAAUUUGAAUUCGGUCACGUCAAAGGAGCAUCCCAUGAUACGUCAAGAAUUGUACGAAAGGCCAAUUCUGAACCGGAAUAUGUCGCCUUGGUCAAAUCCGCUUAUAAUGACUGGGCGGAGCUCGAAAAGCUCACGGGCCAGAAACUCUUGACCAACACCGGUGGCUUGACCUUUCUGCCUAGCGAUGCUCCUAUCCCCGUGGAUAAUUAUAUAAGGAGCUUAAAGUCCAACAAUGUCCCUCAUGAGGUCUUGAGUAGCCAAGAAGUCAAGAAGCGAUGGCCGCAGUUUGAUAUCCCUGAUACUGUGACAUCGAUUUAUGAUCCCGAUUCCGGAGUUGUGCAUGCAGCUAAGACUGUUGCGGCGAUGCAGCAUCUGGCACGGUUCAAGGGUGCUGUUCUCAAGGAGCAUACUCGUGUCGAUCGCAUCGUUCCUGGAAAUGGAGUUACGAUUCAAACGUCGAAUGGAACCUUCCACGCGAAGAAAGUUAUCUUGACCACCGAUGCCUGGACUAAUAAGCUUAUCGAACCACUCGGUGUUCACAUUCCUCUUCGCGUCUCUCAAGAACAAAUCACCUACUUUAAGCCCACAGCGCCGGCCGACUUUGAAGCUCCAAAAUUUCCAUUGUGGAUUUGGGCUGGGCCACAGAACUAUUAUGGCUUCCCUUGUUAUGGUGAGCCAACGAUUAAGGCAGGGCAUGACUGUGCGAAUAAUUUUAUGAUGCCCGAGGAACGUACGUUUGUGCAUUCUCCUCGUCUCGCUGGCGAGCUAGUGGAGUUCAUGCAAAGGUUCAUGCCUGACAAGGGCCGUGAGCCGUUGCGAACAAUCACUUGUCAGUAUAGUGUCACACCGGAACGUCGCUUUAUUAUCAGCCCAUUGGAUAAGCAUCGCGAUGUUAUUCUUGGCCUUGGUGCAGCGCACGCUUUCAAGUUUGCCCCGGCUUUUGGUCGUGUCCUGGCUGAGCUAGCGGUGGAUGGCAAGACGAAUGAGGACAUCUCUAAGUAUGGGAUCCCAAAGAGCGCAGAUGGCCAGAGCAAACUUUAG